Salvelinus namaycush (lake trout) is the source of this 1637-nucleotide messenger RNA. Its product is annotated as vacuolar protein sorting-associated protein 37B-like. The transcript has a single exon. NCBI's taxonomy places the organism in Eukaryota, Metazoa, Chordata, Actinopteri, Salmoniformes, Salmonidae. The record is from RefSeq and is a predicted model, not a curated record. The coding region runs from base 176 to 571 and encodes 131 amino acids.
ACAUGCGGUAAUGAUAAAAAAGGAGUGUAAAGCCUAGUUUUAAUUAUAGGUUCAUGUUUUACCAGUACGGCAUACCCUCACUAUUUAUUUUGCCGGGUUACCGUACAGGCUUACUUUCACCCCUGCUACACGUACAAUAAUACGUGUGUAUGCUUGUGCCGUCUCUGUGUAGAACAUGGCAGACUCGUUCCUGGAUGGAGAGCUGCCUCUCGACUGCUUUAUCGACGACUACCAGCGGAGGCGCCAUCUCGCUCACCUGCGCCGCGUCAAGAUUGACAAACUCAGAGAGCUGGCGCUGAAGGGUCUCACUCGGCCCCCCCAGAUUCCCUCCCAGCCCAGCCGACCCCAGGACCUCCCCUCUACCAAUGGGGCCCCCUCCCCCCAAUCCACGCGAGCUGCCCCUUCUCCCUCCCCUCAGCACAGCGGCCUACCCUAUCCAGUCGCCCCCUAUCCCCCAAUGCCUUUCCCCAGCUGCCCUUACAUGCCCCAGCCCUACCUUCAAACCCCCCAGCAACACCUCAUCUCCCCCUCUCCACACCUGCCCCCCAGGACUGGCUUCAUCAUGCAGUGAGGCGGUGUCCAUCUCCAUAGAAACGCCACGGAUGACCUUCCCUACCUUUUGACCUGUGACUGUGGCACACUGGAGGGUUGGUGACCUAACCAAUUACAGCCCCUCUGUCAGUAACACUGAGGGAAACCUCCUCUGACCAGCUUCUCAGAGGCUCUCACAGACGGACUCUGUCCAGUGACUACAGCCUGGACGGUACAUUAGGGGUUGGUUCUCUUUUAGUGUUUUUAUUCCAAGACUAACUUUCUGAUUUAAUCUUCCGAACACACAGCUAAACCUAACCAUCUGUCUGGUAGAUAUGCUGUGUAUAUCAGCUAUGGUAACUUGCAGUAUAGAUGAGUUUUUGUAAGCUAAAGGUCCCUCUCCUUGACUGAAGGGUGUGUGUGGGUUACAUGCAUGCGCACAGAGGUUGGUAUAACAUAGUUAGCUCAAAAGUUCCUAUGCUUCUAAAAGGUGUCCUGUAUGGUCAAAUAGAGCUGGUCCAUCAACAAUGAACAGAAUUAUACAUUUAUUUAAAUUCAAAAUGUACUGAAUGGCAGCAUAACUAAUUGAUGAGUCUUGCUUUCAAAAUUCUUUGCUGGUUGAGUUCAGGUGCAAAAAGGUCUUAGACAAGCCUAGGAAUGUACUGUGUUCUUUUGAGAUAGAUUCAUAUCCACCCCAAAUGUGUGGUUUUGUAUACUGGUAUAAGAAGGAGCUUUCCCAACUGGAAUUGAUGUUGGUCCAGGGUAGGGAGUGUUUGUAUGCCUAAGUAAUUGUUUCCCUGAUGGGCUGUGUGCUUGCCAGCCAGGCUACAAUCAGUGAUUGAUCCUAUUCAAUUAUUUUAAUAACUUAUUCUAUGCACUACACCCACUAGUGGGGAAGAGAUUACACCUAGCUGUAUCUCUAGUGGGUUCUCCCCGGUUGCACUUACAGAACAGCUCACCUCAAGUAAAGAAAGCAUAUGGGGGUUCAAAUAUGAAAUGUGUAGAAAUAUUUAAAGGCCCCCCCAGUAUGACACCUGUUUUAUACUCCAUUAGGAACUAACUAAUGCUAGACUAGCAGACUGGUUGACUUGCUCACUUUCCAUAAU